CUCAGUAGCUUUUGCUCACACUUUUCCUUUAUCUUUAGCGACAAACAAGAUAGAGUACAGAAAACUGUUAUCACAUCCUCAGAGGAAGUUUGAUCUAAGAAUGAUGAACCUUACAGAGAAUAACCUGAAGGAUCUGAAAGACAAUGUGGAUCAGUUAUUUGUGGUUCUCAUGGGAAUAAUUGUCAUGCUAAUGCAAGCUGGGUUUGCCUUUCUGGAAGCUGGUUCCGUUAGAAGUAAAAACACGACAAACAUCUUAAUCAAAAAUCUACUAGAUUCCUUUGUAGCUGGUAUAACAUACUGGAUCGUAGGAUACACUGUAGCUUAUGGGAAAGGCAAUAGUUUUAUUGGCUGGACGUACUGGGCAUCAUAUGAUCUUCCUCUCUCUUCCUUUGGUAUUUACUUCUUCCAGUACACGUUUGCUGCCUCAGCUGCUACAAUAGUUUCCGGUGCUUUGGCUGAAAGAUGUGAAUUCAUGGCGUAUAUUGUCUACAGUAUUGUAAUAACAGGUUUUAUUUAUCCUGUUGUAUCGAGAUGGGCAUGGGAUCCGGCUGGUUGGUUGUUCGUAGGAAGUGUCUACACUGGAGAUAAUGGGGAGGAAUUUACAGUGAACUAUCAGGAUUAUGCUGGAAGUGGUGCUGUACAUUCACUUGGUGGCGUAGCGGCUUUGGUUGGCGCGACACUACUAGGACCACGGAAAGGACGUUUUAGUAAACUUAAUAAGAUGGCGGCACCCUUGCGAGGACACUCAGUUCCUUUAGCAGCCUUCGGUGGAUUUAUUUUGUUGUUUGGUUUCUUGGCUUUUAAUGGUGGGUCACAAUUGAAUUUAACUGGAGAGGGAUCAGCCGUUGCUGUUUGUUUAUCUGUUGUCAACACACUUAUUUCCGGUUCAGUGUCGGCAAUGGUAUCUUUGUUAAUGAAUAGAAUAUUUGGAAAUUCAAAAUGGAGUUUACUGAAAACGCUGAAUGGAGCUUUAACUGGCAUGGUAGCUACUUGUUCUGGCUGUAAUGUUUACCGCCCAUGGAGUUGUGCUAUCCUUGGCGUUUUGGGUGCUGGAGCAUUCAAACUUACUGCUUUCACACUUGAAAAACUUCACAUCGACGACCCUCUAGAUGUGGUCGGUGUACAUUUAGGUGGUGGUAUCGUAGGUGUUAUUGCUCUAGCAUUUUUAAAACCAGAAGAAGGUAUAAUAUUUCAACAAAACAGAAAAUCAGCUUUAUUUCUCGGUUGGCAGAUUUUAGGUCUUACAACGAUAAUUGCAUGGACGGCAGGUUUAUGCUUUAUUAUGUUUGGAAUUUUAAAAUUAUUUGACAAACUUCGAGUAUCUCCUGAGUUGGAAGAAAAGGGUCUUGACAUACCUAAGCAUGGCGAAAAUGCUUACCCCACUGAAGCCUAUGGUCAUGGUUGGGACCAAAAACUUGAAGAAAUAUUGCAAGAGAUCGAGUCGAUCAAAGGUGACGAUCUAAAAGGAAGUUUAACAAAAAGAAUCGGACAACAUAUAAAGAAAUCAAAACAAGGCUCGACGCCAUCCAGUGAUUUUUCUGAAGUUAAUCUGCAUUGGUAGGGAUAUUUGCAAAGACAGGGAUUUAUUAUCAAAUAUAUUAAACAUUCCAGAUUAAAAAGCAAAUACAGAAUUUCUUUCUAUAUUCACGAUAAGAAGUAUUCUUACCAAAACGCACAUUGAUCCACGGUAUUAAAAUCGAUAAAUUAUGCCCAUCUAACUUUCACUACUUUCUCUCCACAUCAGCCCGCCAUAUAAAGUUGUUUUAGGAAAGAAAACUAGGUUUUUGCGAGUACUUUCCGCUUUAUUAAGCUUCUUCAGGCAAUACCAACAAUUGAUGUGACGUAAUAACGUCAUGUUUACAACAAUGAACUAUAAUGGAUAUGCGCAAUAAAAUAAUAUGGUAUCAUUAACAAAAUUAUUAAUUAAACAUUUAUAAUUAAAACAUUUUUUAAAACUAAA
Molecule: messenger RNA, 1960 nt
Organism: Patella vulgata (common limpet)
Lineage: Eukaryota; Metazoa; Mollusca; Gastropoda; Patellidae
Product: putative ammonium transporter 1
Exons: 11
Coding region: 101-1561 (486 amino acids)
Biological process (GO): ammonium transmembrane transport; ammonium homeostasis
Cellular component (GO): membrane
Molecular function (GO): ammonium channel activity
Source: RefSeq, a predicted model, not a curated record